This is a messenger RNA of Copidosoma floridanum, 8356 nucleotides long. RefSeq names its product mediator complex subunit skuld (gene skd). The record is from RefSeq and is a predicted model, not a curated record. NCBI's taxonomy places the organism in Eukaryota, Metazoa, Arthropoda, Insecta, Hymenoptera, Encyrtidae. Gene Ontology annotation, molecular function: transcription coactivator activity. Gene Ontology annotation, biological process: positive regulation of transcription by RNA polymerase II. Gene Ontology annotation, cellular component: mediator complex.
GAGGAUGGAGGAGAAGCCAUGAUGCACCCCUCGCAUCAGACCAACGGCGCCAGCUUGGAGGACUGCCACACCAACUUCUUUGCCCUGGCGGACCUCUGCGGCAUAAAAUGGAGGAAGCUGGUCUGGGGCGAGACGACGGGCGGGGGCUUCGGGAACAGCGGGCUGCUCGAGGACCCGGUGCUGGCGAGUUUCUCGCGUUGCCUGGCCGGCGACAUACUCUGCGUUUGGCGGCGGGUGUCCGCCGCCCAGGCCAACAGCCAAGGGCACAACGCCGCUGCCAACGCCUCGGCCAACAUCUUCGACCUGAACGCCAUAGCGCCGUCGCCGGCUCCGCCGCCCCUGUCCCUCCAGGCGGCCAAGGAGCUCUGGAUAUUCUGGUACGGCGAGGAACCCGAUCUCUCGGGCUUCGUGUCGCCCGAGCUCGUCGCUUGUGAGAGCGAGCAGGGCUCCUGGGAAAGCGGAUUGUCGUACGAGUGUAGGUCACUGCUGUUCAAGGCGCUGCACAAUCUAAUGGAGCGUUGCUUGCUGUCCCGUGACUUUGUGCGGAUCGGCAAGUGGUUCGUUCAACCGUACGAUGGCUACGAGAAGCACCGAUGCUCGAAUAGCCAUCUGUCGUUCUCGUUUGCGUUUUUCGUGCACGGCGAGAGCACGGUGUGCGCGAGCGUCGACGUCAGGCAGCAUCCGGCUGUUAGGCAUCUCACGAGGGCUUGCUUGCAACGUACCCAGACAACGCAGUCGCCGGUCAAAGUGAUCCUCGCUCCGUACGGCCUGGCGGGCACGCUGACGGGCCAAGUGGCUCGCCUGGACUCUCAAUUGCUGGACGAGUGGAAGCACUUUUACCCGAUAAACAGCUCGUGCCUCGAGCCCGGGCUACCAGCUUUGGUAGAGGUCCUCGUCGGAGGGGUCCGGAUGCGCUACCCAUCCUGCUACGUCCUCGUCACGGACAUGGACGAGAAUCCCGUGACGGCAUCGUCGACGGCCACGGGAUCGACGACAACGACGACAACGACGACGACGACGAGCAGCCCGCAUUGCAGUCCGGCGAUGCAGCACCAGUCCCCGACACCACCGCCGGCCCCCUGCAUCGAGAUAACCUUGCCUCUGUCGCCGCCCACGAGUCCCGCGAGCUACGAGCAUCCGUUGUCGAUGCAGCGCGACCUGGGACCCAACACCGAGCUGCCCGAGCGCGUCUGGGCCGAGUCCAUCGUUGGCGCUCGGACACCAGUCGUCAGUCCGCAUCACAAGCCAACCACGACGACGACGGUCGAGCCACCGGAGCAUAUACUCGGCAGUUGGAACUUUGUCGAUCCUACCCUCAAGUCUUCCUGCUGCUGCUGCUGCUCGUCCAAGGCACGAGGAGGAGGAGGUGGACGGAAGCGGAGGUACGAGGACAUUAAGCAGAUCGGUUAUAGGUGCUCGGCUCCCGGAGGCUGGAAAGGUGGCGGUGGCAGCAGUAGCAGCAGCAGCAAUAGUGUCACCGGUAACAACAGCGCCAUACCCUCGGCUCCCUCGUCGACGACGCAACUAGCCUUAUCCUCCUCUUCGCCAGCCACCGCCACCACCACGACCACUUCUUCUUCUUCUUCUUCGUCCUCUUUUUCUUCGUCAUCUUCUUCUUCUUCUUCUUCUUCAUCAUCAUCGUCAUCGGCUGGUAACAGCAGCAGCACCACAUCAUCGGGCAACAGUAGCAGUGGCAGUAGCAACAAUAAUAUUAGUAGCGCUGGAGGUGGUGGAGGAGGAGGAAGUGGUAGCACGACCAGCAGGUCGGAAAGAUCCGAAAGGUCAGGAGGAAGCAGGAGGACAGCUACGGUGCCGUUCCACCGUCGGCAAAUCCAGCACUGGGAUGCUAUUCCGAGAACUGCUAGCUCCACUGCUGCUGCUGCUAUGCGAGCCAAGGCUGCUGGUGCUACGACGAAUACGACGACGAGUACAACGACGAUGACGACGACGACGACUGCUGGUGCUGUUGUUGUUGCGACUACCAGCUCCAAUUGUCCAAACCUUCCUCCCAAUAGUGCCCCAAGAGGACCAACGAGUCGAACGGACGGGCCAAAGACACCCCAGGAGGGUGGGCCACCCUCGUACUCCCGCCCGGGUAACGAGUGCAACAACAAUAGCUUGUCCGGGGGUGCGGUACCGUCGGUGGGCUCGCCAGCCUCGCCUGCACCCUCGCCCAUGCCAACUCCGCAUUCGGAGCCCCCGAGCAGUAUACCGCCGACCGAUGGCAGCCUGCAGCUCCAACAGCCGUCCUCGGCAGCGCCGGCGGCUGGAUUUCUCAGUCCCCAGGUGACGCAAUCUACCAGCCAACCGCCCAGCACCAGCAGCGCCCAACCACCCCUCACGCCGCUGCAGGGACCAAAGUCGGCUAACGCCCAGGUGGUGGCAAGCCCAGCGGCCGCGUCGCUGCAUCAACAGCAGCACCACCAGCAACAGCAGCAACAUCAGCAGCAGCAGCAGCAGCAGCAUGGAAUCCAGUCUCUAAUACCUGCCCCACCGACUCUCAAGCGACCGCUGCUUACCUCACGAGAUUACGAGGAGGCCCUGGUGGUGGACGAGCUGCUCUCGCUGCCUUACCUCUACGACUACUCGACCCAGGAGGCAUGGAUGAAUCACCCGGUGAAACGGCUAAAGGCUGCUUUGCCGGUACCCCAUCCGCGAGUACUGAGCAACGCCAAUCUCUAUCCCCCGACGAUAUCAGCAGCGACGAUGCCGACGUCGUCGUCGCUCUCGUUGUCGUCGUCGCUGUCACUGGCGUCGUCACUGUCGUCGAGCUGCGCCAACGGCCAGGCCGAGCUCGGACACGUGGCUUCGCCACUAGCCUCUGCCCAGAACCCAAUGUCCCGAAUUGAGAUCAAGCAGGAGCCCGGAACGACGCCCGGGGAAUGCGGGAGGCCGGAUCCGUAUGAAUUCGACGCGACCGGAGAGGAGAACGGCGCUGGCGUCGACGCACUUAAAAAACAACGAGACGAGUCCAAGCCAAGCUCUCUAUUCACCAGCGAAGGCCUUCAAGCAUCGUACAAAGACUUGGACCAGAUAUUCGAUAAUUCCGACGCUGACAACUCCAGCGACGAAACUAAUCUUAAUCAGCUACAGGUGCAAACGCCGCCAGACUCGAACAAGUCGGGCGGGGGUGUAGCUCACGAUGGCGCGGACGGCGGCAGUACCCGGUUAAUUGACGCCAACUCGACGAGCAUCAUCAGUACGAACGCGAGCUCGUGCAACAGUAUGACCGUCAACAGCACCACUAUAACGAGUAGCAGCGCGAGCACGAAGAGUGCCUUCGUCUGCACCUCGUCCUCGACUCCGCCGUCCUCGACCCCACCAUCCGCGUCGUGCGUGCGCGGAGGUGUGACGAAUCGAACGCCACCGCGUCAGGACGAGUUGUCAAAGAUGUAUCCGACCCCGCCUUCGUUGGACAACCUAUCACCCGGCCAGAUAAUCAACGAUCCGAGUCCAGGUGGUAUCGAUCUCAUGGAGUACGGCAAUGGGGGCACGCCCCGGCAUCGACAACAGCCCGACAUUUACCCGAACAUGGGCUCGCCGCCCGAGGAGCCAAUCGAGGACUGGUCGUACGUGUUCAGGCCACCCACGAUGUGCAAACUCGUCGGCUCGUCCAAGUACGCGCCGCUCACCAAUUUACCCAGCCAGUGCUUGCCUCCUGUAAUCCUACCCCCUCACUGCGUCUACAGGACGUCUUGGCAGUGCAACAACGCCAAUUCCAAUCAGAGCCAAGAAAAGUCCGUGCAAUCGACUCGAUCAAACUCCGUUCAGCAACACCAGCAGCAGCCGCAGCAGCAGCACCAACAGCAACAACAACAACAACAACAGCAGCAGCAGCAACAACACAUGCAACAGCAGCAUCAGCACAUGACGCCACAGCAGCAGCAUCAGUUCCACCAGCAAAUGCUUCAACAACAGCAACAGCAGCACCACCAUCAUCACCAGCAGCAGCAGCAGCAACAACUUCUUCCUUCGAGUCCGGCAACUCAGAUGCUGGGCGCGACGCCGCCGUACCACCGGCCGUCGCCGCAGAUGCCGGGGCGCCCGCCCCCACCACCCUACGACAAUCCCUCGCCAGCAACCUCCACCACCUCGUCGUACCUCAACAAGAACCUGAACAGUAUCGAGCCCGAGACGCCCGGGCCGCUUCGCGCACCCGAGUCCAACUCGCUGGUUGUAAACAUACUUUUGGGCGACACCGCGCUCAACAUAUUCCGCGACCACAACUUCGACAGUUGCGGUCUGUGCGUGUGUAACGCCGGGGCAAAGGUCGUUGGUAAUAUCAAGGGCGCCGACGCAGGCACUUAUCUGACUGGCUCGUGGGCCAACGGUAACAAUGUCUUCCAGUCGGACGAUGAUCAAAUAAAGUGCAACUGCGGCUUCAGCGCGGUGGUAAAUCGCCGGCUAGCGCACAAGGCCGGCUUGUUCUAUGAGGACGAGCAAGAGAUAACGGGCGUGGCUGAGGAUCCCGCGGAAAAGAAAAAGUCAAGCCUUGCCGCCAUCGCUUGCAUAGACACGAAGAAGAGCGGCAACGUCGAGACGAUCGACGGACUGCCGCCGAGCGUGCUCGAGCUUCUGCGGGAGCAGUGUUUGAUCGUUCAGAGCUCGGCGAGUAGUCUGUACAGAGCUGCCCGGCUUUACGCCGUGAAUCGCAGCAAAUCCAACUCUCUGACCGUCAACGCACUAGAGUUUAGCGAUGGUAACGAGUUGUCCCUGGCUGCCCUUGACCAAGGCAAACUCGACGGUAAAACAUCAUUAAUGACACACCCAUGUGGUUCUCCGGUGGAUCGCAGCCAACGCGUGAGCAGCGUACACCGCUGGCCGUUUUUACGAGCCAAGGGUCCCCAGUGCAACGGCGACAUCGUGCGCGUCAUGAAAUCGCUGCUGCCUCUCCUGCAAGAGGCCAUCCAGCAAAAGAAAAACACGCGAAUGUGGGACGCACCCUACACCGUGCAGAUACUCACGUGGCGCGGUUUUCACAAACUCGCGAGUCGUGACACCAAGGAUCUCUGCGAGCCCCAGCCCGUGCCCGCACUCGUCGUCGGCUACGACAAGGACUGGCUCUCGUUGUCGCCUUACGCCCUCAAUUACUGGGAAAAACUGCUGCUCGAGCCGUAUGCCGGCUCACGGGACGUCGCCUACGUUAUUCUCGCACCCGACAAUGACUGCGUCGUAGGAAAGGUCCGAUCGUUCUUCCGUGAACUAUCCACGACGUACGAGAUCUGUCGACUGGGCAAGCACACGCCCAUCAGCAAGAUGGUACGCGAUGGUAUCAUACGCGUCGGCAAAUCCACGGCCCAAAAGCUCUUCAUCACCAACGCUGGAAACAACAAUAACAACAACAAUAGUAAACAGCAACAGCAGCAGCAGCAGCAGCAACCGAUCGACGAGUGGUUCAAAAUACUCGGAGAGAAUCAAAUCGGCGAGUGUCUCAAGUUGUACGCGCAGGUGUGCAACAACCGGUUAGCGCCCUACCUCACCCAAGUGUUGCAGGAUCGAAGUUUGUUUGAGAGUGGCGACGCGACCAUGACGAGCAGCAAACACAACCACCCGGGUAGCAACGCGUCAGACGCGAUGCCCCCUACUCCGGAUGGUGUGUCCAUCAAGCACGAUCCGGCCGACGGUCAACACCAAGGUGAUAACGCGCGUAGCGAAACUCCUUCGAACGCUACGCCGAGCGUUAACUCGGGCGUGGCCGGUAACACGGUGAACCCGAUAUCACAGGCCAACGCGGGUGGCGGUAAUCAGGGUUCGAUGUCAGGUGGAAGCCAGCAACAGGCAGCGGCAGUUGGUCCCGACGACGAGGAACUCGAGCUGCCGUCGGUGGUCGUCUAUCUGGUGGAGCCGUUUUCGCUCAACGGUGCCGACUGUCCUGAUCGCCGUAGACUGGCCAUACUCGCGCUACUGCGCGCCUUCGCUGCCGCCGUCAACAGCAUGCCCGAGAGCAUCAGGGCCAACGUGAACGUACAGCUCAUAUCGUUGGAGAGUAUAAUGGAGUUGGGACGCGUGCGAGAGAGGCGAAAAAUCCAGGACGAAAUGAGAGCACUGGCUCUCAACGUGUUUCUACAAGGACGUAGGAUUCUGUCGCACAAUUCGAUUAUCAGGAGCCUCACGGGCUUCGGCACUGCAGCGGCUGCCGAUCUCUUCCUCAAGAACAAAGAUUCGCAUGCUAACAUUCUGCUUGCACCUGCACAUCAGGAACGCAACCGAGCACCGAUACGCCUGUAUGCGCCCGCCUACGUAUUGGCGCCGUUGCACUGCAAGAGCGAAGCCCCGGACUCGUUUGGCACCCAGGGACCCGAAGAGUGUGCGGUUCUAUAUUUGAGCUACUGUCUGAGCGAAGAUCAGUCCUGGCUGUUGGCUGUUGCUACAGACGACAGAGGCGAAAUAUUUGAAACUGCGACUAUAAACAUCGACAUCCCGAACAGGAAAAGACGGAAGCGAGCGUCGGCCCGUCGUGCCGGCUUGCAGAAGCUCAUGGAUUUUAUACUCGGGAUCAUGUCUCAAGGGGUACAGCCAUGGAGGCUAGUAGUAGGCCGAGUCGGUCGCAUCGGUCACGGUGAGCUGAAAGGCUGGAGCUGGUUGCUGUCCCGAAAAGCCCUUCAGAAGGCAUCGAAGCAUCUGAAAGACAUCUGCGGCCAGUGCAAUUUGCUCUAUCCAACGGCAGCGCCCUGCGUGCUCAGCGCUUGCUUGGUUUCCCUUGAGCCCGACAGUACGCUCCGACUAAUGGCCGAUCAUUUUGCGCCCGACGAGCGCUUCAGCCAAGCCUCGGUCAAUUGCCAACUGUCGACGCCUCAGGACGUCACCUGUACCCACAUCCUUGUCUUCCCCACCUCGGCCACCACGCAGUCGUCACAGACUGCCUUCAACGAGCAACAGAUCAACGAGCCUGAUCUGGGCGACGAUGAGCUCUUUUCCGCGCUACACGACGACCUGCCCGAAGGCAUGGAAGGUAUGACGGACUUCAACGACAUAUUCUCUGGUGUAUGGCCGGAGCCGGGCGCUGGGGGUGGACAGAGCCCGAGCGGGAGUCCACGUAGGCCUGAAGGCUCGCCUCUGGGAGGUGAUGGCCCCGGCUCCGGACUCGGCAAUCACGACGGUGUCAGCGAUAGUCCCUUCCCCUGCAGUAACACGCCCAGGGCUAACGGAGCGGAUCAGGCGGAAGAAGUUGGCCCUCUGCUACAGCAGCCUCUGGCUUUGGGAUAUCUCGUCUCGACAGCCCCGACGGGCCGUAUGCCCUCGUGGUUCUGGGCAGCGUGUCCCCACCUCGAGGGUGUCUGUCCGGUCUUCCUUAAGAACGCCCUGCACCUGCACAGCCCCGCGGUCCAGCAGAACAGCGACGAAUUGCUGCAACAGCAGAGCGCCGUUACCGUACACGGCCUCGACUCCCACUUUACCACUGACGUGCUGAGAUACGUACUGGAGGGCUACAAUGCGUUAUCUUGGCUCUCGGUAGAUGCCAAUACGAAGGACCGAUUGUCCUGCCUGCCGGUACACAUACAGGCGCUCAUGCAGCUGUAUCACGCGACAGCGGCCCUCGUCUGACCCACACCACGACGUCGCAACCACCACAACCACCACCACCACAUCAUGUCUUCUUCUAAUUCUUGCUCCUUCCCAAUAACAAAAAUUACUUCCCUAUUAUCUCCAAGCGCGGGGCAGCUACUUUUAUUACUGCAACUUUCUAGCGCACUCAUCAUUAUCGCCGUAUCAUAUGUGAGAGCAUCAACGCGAAAGCGGCUCUCGUCGGUUUUCACCCCGAUGAUGCCUCUCAUUACCGUAACCUAUGAAUUAAAUAUUGUAGAGAUUAUGUAAAGUAACGACGAGCGAUGAGAUUGAUGACGAAGGUGUAGGCAAACGACGGCCACUGUCCUUCGUCACGACAAGCGCGCGCGUGCCCGAGAGAAAAAGAAGAGAGUAAAUCAGCCAUUCCUGCCCGUAUUUUUGAGCUAUUAUUGUUUUGAAAAAACGAAAAACUAUAUGUUUUCUUCCUUUCUUUUUAUCAAGUUGACAAUGUUCGGGAUAAGCUUGCUGUUAAUUAAUCGUUAUUUCAAUCGUACUUAACAGCAUUUCGUUCUAGACUAAUGUGUAAAUAGUAGAAAAAAGAGGGACGGGGAUAAUCUUGGCACUAGAAAAUCAUCCGAAUAAUGAACUUUGAUUUGAAUAUUAGUAUAAGUAGUACCAAUGCGAAUGUGUAUUUUUUUUUUUUUUUAUGAAGUAUCUGGCUCCUAAUUUUUAAGAUAUAAAAAUAGUUCAAAUUAAUUUGUGAGCUGCUAUUGAAAGUACCAAUUUUAUACAAAUUUUUUUUCAUUUUUUUAUUGCAUCAUCAUUUAUCUGCUGCUAAUAUAAAUAUGUA